CGCAGAGGGAGGAUAGUUGUAUCAUUCAACAAGCAGUGUGCGCAAGCCUUGAUAACGGAUUCCUGGUGUGUUACAAAGCGGCUAUCAUAAACAGUAACUCCCGGUGAGUCGUCAAAGUUUACGCGUAAAGAGAGCAGGGAAUUCUGUAGAAGUUCAAAUUCAUGAUAGUUUUUGGACCAACCAACGGCCGUUGCGCGCACAGACUGAAGACAGGACACUCAGCAUUCCGCUGUCAGCAUGGAGCAUUUGUUCACGUCCCCUCUUGUGUUUGUCAUUCUUUUACAGAUCGUUCCCUCUGUUCCAGUGUCAGUGUUCACCACGGCGCCUAUCGUAGAAGUUCGCGAGAACAAAGACGCAGUGCUAUCGUGUGAGUUCAAAACUGAGAGAGACGAGUCCCCGCGGAUCGAGUGGAAGAAGACCAGAGGAACCCGCUCAUCCUCUCCAGACUUUAUCUACUUUGAGGGAGAGUUCCGAAAGAGCUUUAAGGGGCGCGCGCGGAUGGACGGGGCGACGAUACGGCUGAAGGGGGUCACUCAGGAGGACGCGGGCGAGUACCGCUGUGAGGUCAGCGCUGCCACGGAUACCGUCCAGCUGGGAGAGGCCAACAUCACCAUCAUAGUGUUAGUGCCGCCCCAGACCCCGGCGUGUGAGAUCCCGAGCCGGGCGCUUGUGGGCGCGGGGGUGGAGAUGCGCUGCAGGGAGUCGCACGGGGUGCCCGCGCCCACCUACACCUGGUACAAGGACAACAGGCCGCUGCGCCCCACCUACAACGCCAGCUACAGCAUCGACACACACACCGGGCUGCUGAUGUUUACAUCUGUCACCAAGGCGGACACUGGGCAGUACCACUGCGAGGCGCGCAAUAAGGCCGGGCCGCCCAAGAGCUGCGAGGGAGUCCACGUCAAAAUAGAUGAUCUAAAUGUCCCAGCAAUCAUAGCAGGAGUGGUGGUGGUCUGUCUGGUUAUUGCUCUCUGCAUCUGUGGAGCGUGUUACGCUCAUAGGCAUGGCUUUUUCAGCAGACACAGAGGAAGGUCGUUCUGGAUCACCCAGUGCCAAGGGACCGCCCACAUCAGCAGCCAGAACCUCAACAGAACCGAAGAUAUGAACACACGCUACAGCCCCCCUCCUGAAGAGAAACAGCAGGACUUCAAGCACACUCACUCUUUCAUGCUGUAAUGGAGCCAAUGCCUUCAAGCGAGGAUAAACUCACUUAGUCGCUCACUCACGUCCGUCCGUAUUGUACGGAGGUUUGUCGUACGGAAGGAUCCACAGAUUCGGUGCCAGCGUACGUAGACGGACAUCAAAAGUGGCCAAAAGAUUUUUGAACUCAUCAAUUCCACUCGUGUGGCUUUUUGCUUUUUUUCCCUCUCCUCCACUGGCCAAGCACAUGGCAACGUGUCUUACACUCACUUCACGCCCCCUAGUGGCCGCCUGUCCUUCGUUCAGAAAGACUUGAGAAGUACAUACAGGUGCCAUGCUUUGAGGAACUCGCUUCUCUGCCAAUGUACAUACAGUGCAAAUAGAUGGAGCAGAUUGAUGCUCCGCACAGCUUAAGUUAAUAACAGCUUUCAGUGAACACAUUCACGGUGCCUUCGUUUUUUCCAGGAGUGGUCUACGUAUCUCUGUCGUUUGUGUAAAUAAUUGUGAGUUUCUUUGCCAUAAAGAGAAUUUGUAUGCUAUUUUUCUUUGAAGAUUUGUAUGUGUAUGGAUGUGUGAAUGUAAGGAUUGUUUGGUUGUUUCUGUACACUACUGUUGUCAUUAAAGGAUUUUGUACAAA
Messenger RNA from Sardina pilchardus (European sardine), 1777 nucleotides. It is a transcript of the gene jam2a, whose product is annotated as junctional adhesion molecule 2a. The record is from RefSeq and is a predicted model, not a curated record. Bases 238 to 1176 code for a protein of 312 amino acids. Lineage: Eukaryota; Metazoa; Chordata; Actinopteri; Clupeiformes; Clupeidae. The transcript has 12 exons. Gene Ontology annotation, biological process: leukocyte cell-cell adhesion. Gene Ontology annotation, cellular component: tight junction; plasma membrane; cell surface.